Anopheles arabiensis is the source of this 2923-nucleotide messenger RNA. RefSeq lists its product as uncharacterized. NCBI's taxonomy places the organism in Eukaryota, Metazoa, Arthropoda, Insecta, Diptera, Culicidae. The transcript is spliced from 5 exons. The record is from RefSeq and is a predicted model, not a curated record. The coding region runs from base 600 to 2291 and encodes 563 amino acids.
CAUCGCCAUCGUCUCUUGGUGCGCGUGCGAAAUGCGCCUCGCAUUUUAGUGUUGAGCUUGGAAGGAAAAGUUCCAGAUGGUUUGACGUUCGCGCUGCGUGUUGUUGUUCGCGUCCUCCGUCCGCUCGCUGGUUCGAUCGCUGUUGCGUCCGGAGCGAUAUCACUGAAGAGGUAAAAGGAAGCGCCAUUGCGCUCGGGUCACACUCUGUGCCUGAACACCCUCGCGUGUGCGUGUGCUGCCGUAUCCCGGUCACGGGUCCAAUAUGACCGAUCAUUGCUGCUGCCGCUGUGGCUAGGGAUGCUGCCGUGGUCAAGUGUAGUGCUGUGUAGGCGCAUCGCAACCUAGCGACAAACAAGCAGGGAGGGGAAAGCGAGCAGCGAGGAAGGGGCAGUAGAGCAUUGCCCAGUAAAACCAAAGUGCGUUCCGGUCGCUCGGUGUGCCUCUGUGCGAAGCGGAGAACCGUUAGUUGUGAAGAAGAGUGAAGAUCUCUGUGCCGUGUUGGUGGUGUCGUUGUGUAUGUGUGUGUAGGUGUGUGUGUGUUUGUGUGCGCGGUGUGUGUGUGUGCUCGUUUUCUCGUCUCCGAUUUUCCCUCGCGAUUAAUGUGCGCGCGUGUUGCUGGCAAACCAACGACGAACACACCAACAACCAGCAUCACGACACACGGGCAACAGCUGGAGCUGAGCGAAGAUAUACAUCAUAAACAUAAAGAAGAAGAGCAAAAGGAGAGAAAAAAAAACAGACGGAAAAUGAUCUUCCUCCCGCGGGCGACAACGUCGUCCCUGCUGCAGUGGUGGUGUAUUUUUAUACUCUACUACACACAGCGCAUCGAUUGUGCAUCGUUCUUCUCAAGUGCCGAACCGACGGGUGCGGGUCUACCAUCGCUGUGCGGGGAGAGCGGCGAGACGAGCGAACAGCAGUACGUCAGCGAUAAGGGUGCCGCGUCCAGCCUGCUGCUAGCCCUGCGCCCCGAGCAUGGCAAGGCGUCGUCAUCGUCGGCCACUUCCUGCAAGCGCCAGUUCCGGGCCCCCGACGCGUACAACUUCUUCGUGCGCAUGCAGCGCGUACCGGGGCAGGGGCCCCGCAGCACGGCCAGCAGAAAGUACAACGGCAACAAGUCCAGCAACAGCACGCAUAGCUGCCCGCUCACCAUCUCGCAAUCGGCCAACGGUGAGGUGUUGCCCUCGUGGCGCCUGGAUCCCUGCCUGCUGGAGACGGCUGCCACGCAGGAAGAACCGAUGCGGCUGCUGCAGGGCAAGCUGAACAUAGUCUGGAACCACGACGGCAAUGCGCCCAACUAUCGCCUCCAGAUCACGGUCGUCGGGCAGGGUGCGGUUUGCCUCGAGCGGGACAAGCACUCCUGUCUGGAGUACGUCGGCAUGCCGCUGCUGUGCAUUGCCCGGGAGCUGGUGUGUGACGGGCUGCCCAACUGUCCACCGAUCGGUAGCGAGGUCAGCGACGAGAACGAGGCGAUGUGUGUCAAACAUCGACAGCAGGAAUAUUCGGAAAAUCCUGUCCAAUCCGUGUUUCGGCAGUACAUCCAAAACACGAUCAAGUCAUUCUUCGGCGGCGAACCAAAAGAGCUACCGUCGAAAGGGGCAGCCUUCGGCGAGGUGGACAUUGCGCUCGAGCAAAAGUUUGGUGCCACGUACCCGCCGGCAGUGCCCGUUUCCCCGGUGCCGCCGGUGACCGAGCCGGCGGUGGUGCCGCCCAAAAAGCACCACAGCCGCAUGACCGGCCUGUCAAAAUAUGGCCCGUGGGGUUAUCUGUUUCUCGGCAUGCUCAUAUGCGGUGGCGCGCUACUAAUUUGCGGUCUCUGGGAAUGCUGCUGCCGAUCUCACAAGCCCGAGCACAGCCCGGACGAUUCGCUUCCCGAUCAGGUGCCCUCGUUUCUGCAAACCUCGUCCCCGGCGGACGGCGGUACGCCCGGACGCCAUGGAAUGACCGGCGGCGACGGUGGUACCUCACCCGCCAGCCACAAUCUACCUCAGUACGGCGAGCUGGACCCACCGCCCGCCUACUCGGUGCUGUUUCCCACCCAGAAACCGUCCGACGGUAGCGACGGUCUGCCGGUAGUGACGAUUACCACCACCGAGCCAGCCGCACAAACCAAUAGUCCUAGCAUUAGCAACGGUAGCAAUAGCAAUAGCCACAUUACUAGCAUUGCGGAACAGUCGCCGAUGGCAGAAAGAGGCGGAGGAAGAGGAGAAGGAAGAGGGGAGGCGUUGGUGGUUGCCUCCGACACUUCCCCGACGCUCCCCGUUUCGCCGUCUGCCCCUUCCUUAGUCGUUUAGUAGUAGUUAAGGCAUAACCAAUGAAUAGUUGAGAAGGGCAUGGUAAAUUGUGUAAAGAGCUACGGCAGCGAGAUAUUAAGUAAGAGCGUGCUUUUGUGUUAGUGAGGACAUUUGGAGAGAUUUCGAGACCGAAGGAGAGAAAGAUUAUCUUAAUCCGGCAGUAUUUUGCGUGGCAUGCGUCGUCCGUGUGUAUAAGCUUGCGAGGAUAGGUUUUCUUUCUCCGUUUCUUUUUUUUAAUUCAUUUUGCCUCAUUAAGCUACAGACAAGAAGAACAAAAAAACAAACUCACGCACAAACACAGAAUCAUUUUUAGACAGUAAGCAGAAUGUUGUCCGAUGAAAGGCUGAACCAACUUCUUCCUGAACUAAUUUUUUUACUACCAAAAACGUAACAAUGAAAGACAAGCAGGAAAACGUGGUUGACUAAAUGUGUGUACGUGUGUGCAUAGUUGUAUUGUUGCCGCAGGUACAGUGCGCGCUACAAGGCAGCAAACGAGCAACACAUUGCGGAUGGGGCGUGCGCGUUCGUUCGUGCUGUGAAUUGCGGUUGAGAAUGGAAUUGGGACCAAAACGACGAAACAUGUUAGUGAAACCAAAUCGAUAUAUCUAUACAUUAAUCACAACAACAAAAAA